Lycium ferocissimum is the source of this 2012-nucleotide messenger RNA. RefSeq lists its product as uncharacterized. The transcript has a single exon. The coding region runs from base 495 to 1541 and encodes 348 amino acids. NCBI's taxonomy places the organism in Eukaryota, Viridiplantae, Streptophyta, Magnoliopsida, Solanales, Solanaceae. The record is from RefSeq and is a predicted model, not a curated record.
AUUGAUCACAUGGUUUAUCAAAAAUUGAAAAUGUGAUUCCAUUACUUUUUUGAUUUUAUGCAAAGUUUUCUUACCUUAAUUCAUUCCAGCUAACUGAAAAGAGAGUGUGUGUUUUGUUCUCUAUUUGCUAACUGGCUGAUUCUUCAAUAUGCCAUUAAUAUAAUGUGAUUUUUGGUCCUCUGUAUUUCAGUAAAUGAUACCAUAACUCUAAUUAAAUCAUAUAUAUAACAAAUGGUUCUAUUUGAUUGAAACUGACUUUUGGUUUUUGCUUAUUUUAUAACCACCAAAAAGAAUGUAUCUCGUUGAUUUGAUGGAACAAAAACCUGAUUCAAGGAAAUUAUGCUCUUAAAAUUUAUAGGAUGUUUAAUUGGGUAUAUUGUUCUCUUGUCUAUUCAAACCUGCAGUUUUGACCUAUUUUAAAGUUGUAUUGAGAUGUGCACUGCUGUUAAAGAGUAAUGAUCCUAUUGUAUUGAACUAUUGAUUGAUUUCCAGGCAUGCUAAAACGCGGAAACAGGAUGGUGAAACAACGAAGUAAUGCCCAAAGUGUACGGAUGCCUGUUAUUACUACGUUUCUCAUUUUAAUUUGUGUUUUAGUUUGGGUUUUAUAUAGGGAAACUGGAGAAAAAUCUGAUUCAUUGACUGGUCUAAUCAAAGAAAAUUUGAAUAGCGUUAGCUUUUCGGUUAAGUUAGACCCAACUGUGGAGUUCAGAAAUGGGACAGAUUUAAUAUGGCAAAUCCCGGACUCACCCAAGGCAAUUCUCUUUCUGGCACAUGGUUGUAACGGUAAAGCAGCUAACUUUUGGGACAGAUCACCUAAGUGCCCGAAUUGUGUGGGUCUACCUGAAGAAAGACUUAUCACUCUUAAUGCCUUAGCUAAGAGAUUUGCAGUUCUCGGGGUAUCUAGUUCCGGGAGGUGCUGGUCGAUGGAAGAGGAAAGGUUUAUCAUUAAAGAUAUUAUCGAAUGGUGGGUUGUGAAACAAAAGCUUCAAAGCAUGCCUCUUGUAGCUUUGGGUGCUUCAUCUGGUGGAUAUUUUGUUUCAGUUCUUGCAACUGAUUUAAGAUUCAGUAGUAUAACAAUAAUGAUAGCCGAGGGUUUGUUUGAUCAAAUGGACAUUCUGAAAAGUUACCCUCCUACCCUUUUCGUGCACAUGCCCAAAGAUAAAUGGAGAAGGGUGAGAAUAGAGAGAUACUUGACAUUCCUGAAGGGUAAAGGCAUUGAAGUUGCAGAGGUCAAAUGCAUGGAGUUUGCAUUGUCACCUAAUCUGUUAGCUGAUAGGAUUCCGGGUCUUGAUUUAGCUACCUCAAGGAAGUUGUAUAGUCUAUUCCAGGAAAAAGGUUUCAUUGAUGCAAAAGGUUUCAUGAGAAAUGACGGGCGUGCAAUACAAUGGAAAGCGGCUCUCAAGGAGAGAGAGAUUAUUCUCCCAGACAAGUCCAUAGCGAAUCACAUUCAAGAGGAAAUGAAUCUUGCGUUUGCUUAUCAUGAAAUGACCAGCUUGCCGUCUGAGCAAAUCUUUAACUGGUUUGAAACUCAUAUGAGCUGAUCAGCAUUCUUAUGCUGUGUAAUUUUCCUCUAGUAGCAGAGGAGAGAAUAUGGUUACCACAGCUUUGGACUGGGUGACAACAGACCUCAGUACUGUUUUGUGCUCAUGUUAUUUCACGGGGUUGAAGUCCAAGUGGGUAUACCUGUGGUCAAAUUGUGAUGGAAAAUAUUGUCUCAGCAUUCGAACUUCAUCAUGUGAAAGGGCUGCCUCCUGUUAUAUAGAAAACAGUGUAUAGUGCAAAACACUUAGUACCUAGGUCUGUUUCUGUUUUUUAGAAAAAAGGUAAUUGAAACUAGGUUUACUCUUUGUCCUUAGGAAUGAAGCUCUUUUUUUUAAAUGAAGUUAGGAAUGAAAAUUUUCAAGUGCAAUUUCAUGUAAGUUCUUGUUAUCUCACCAUUAUAGGAAACACAAGCCUUUCUGUUCUUGAAUAUCUUGGGAAAUAAAAUCAAACUUUUAUCUAUUUUAUUCUAA